Molecule: messenger RNA, 638 nt
Organism: Hordeum vulgare subsp. vulgare (domesticated barley)
Lineage: Eukaryota; Viridiplantae; Streptophyta; Magnoliopsida; Poales; Poaceae
Product: monothiol glutaredoxin-S9-like
Exons: 1
Coding region: 1-459 (152 amino acids)
Source: RefSeq, a predicted model, not a curated record
AUGGGGCUCCGGGCGACAAGCCUGUGGCUUUCUCUACAACAGAGCAGGGCAGCGAUCCCGUACAGAGUGGGCCGGCUGCCGGCGUGGCCGCGGCGGUCCGAGCAGGCCGAGGCCGAGGGCGCGGGCGGCCAGGAGAGCGCACCGGCGAGGGGCGACGGCAGGGAGGCGGUGAGGCAGGCGGUCGCGGAGAGCCCGGUGCUGGUGGUGGGGAGGCGCGGGUGCUGCCUCAGCCACGUGGUGAAGCGGCUGCUGCAGGGGCUCGGAGUGAACCCCGCCGUGCACGAGGUCGCCGACGAGGCCGAGCUCGCCGCCGCGGUCACCGGGGACGAGGCCGUCGUCGCUCUGCCCGCGGUGUUCGUGGGCGGGCGGCUCCUCGGCGGGCUCGACCGGCUCAUGGCCGUCCACAUCUCCGGCGAGCUCGUGCCCAUACUCAAGGACGCCGGCGCGCUCUGGCUCUGAGUCUCUCAGCAAGACCAAAGAUGCAUGCGGGACGGGGUACUACUACGGACGGACUGACGAGGGUGAUUGCGAGGGGGUUCACGUAAAAAGAAACGUUAUUUAUCUCAUAAAAGGACCACGGGUUGAAUAGCCGAAAAUAGAAGGACUUUUUUGCAAAACCGCCAAUACCCGGACGAUCA